ACAUCAAAUUAGAAAAAGAAAAUGAAGGUAGAACAAGUUUUUCCCAUGAAUAGUGGUAUUGGCAAAGCUAGCUAUGCAAACAACUCCUCACUCCAAAAAACGGUGAUUUCCAAUGUAAAAGCAAGUGUGGAAAAGAGUGCCUUGGAGAUUUAUUGCAAUAAGUUGCCAAAAUGUAUGAGAAUAGCUGAUUUGGGCUGCUCUUCAGGCCCAAAUGCUCUCACUGUUACAUCUUACAUUUUGGAUGUAAUAAUGGCCCAAAUGAUAAGUACUAAUAAGAACAAGCCAUUCACUACAUUUCAAGUGUUCCUCAAUGAUCUUCCUGGAAAUGAUUUCAACACAGUCUUCAAUCAAUGGCUUCCAACCUUCCAUGAAAAGUACCUGAAAAAUAAUAAUAAUGAAAAAUUAGGAAAGAAGCCCUUAUGCUUUGUCAUGGCCAUGCCUGGGAGCUUCUAUGGAAGGCUUUUUCCUAAUGAUUUCAUUCACUUCUUCCAUUCUUCUUAUAGUCUCCAUUGGUUGUCUAAGGUUCCAAGUGGUUUGGUUGGGGAAACAGGAGAAGCACUUAACAAAGGCAACAUUUAUAUUACAAAAAGAAGCCCUAAUUCAGUUGUGAAAGCUUACUUGAAUCAAUUUCAAGAGGAUUUCACAAGCUUUUUAAGAUGUCGUUCAGAGGAAAUAGUAAGUGGUGGGAGUAUGGUACUAACCAUGAUGGGAAGUGUUAUGAGUAAUGAUCCUAAACAUAAGAUGGAAAUAAUGGGAAGAGUUUUCAAUGACAUGGUCUCCGAGGGCAUAAUUGAAGAGAAAAGUGUUGAUAAUUUCAACAUGCCAGUGUAUUGUCCCACUGCCAAAGAAGUGACAAAGAUUAUUGAAGAUGAAGGAUCUUUCAAGUUGAAAAAGCUUCAAGUUUACCAACUUCCUUGGGACACUGGUUUUAAUUAUGAUAAUAACAUUAAUGUUGAUGUUAAUGAUAAUGAUGAUAAAUACAAUAGAGGAAAGUAUGUCUCAGAUUACAUGAGAGCAGUUAUGGAGCCUAUUUUUGAAAAACAAUUUGGAGAAAGUGUCAUGAAUGAUUAUUUUGAGAGAUUCACUCACAAGAUCAUCGAAUCAAUGGCCAAUGAAAAUUGGCAAUACAUAAACUUAGUCAUUUCUUUAACAAAAGAAUCAAGGUUAAAUUAAUCUCAAAGUUAUUUAACAUUUGAACACUAAUGAGAAAUUGAAUCUCAUGGAGGAAGAUUAAAUAAAACAGUUGUGCUAAUUCUUUCUUUUCUCUGUUUCAAUUGUUGCUCUCUUGUGUUCUUUAUCAUUUGGGUUUAUUUCUCCUUUAUAUAUAAUAUAUAUAACAUGAUUAUAUAUAAAACUAAUAUGACAAA
Cannabis sativa is the source of this 1367-nucleotide messenger RNA. RefSeq names its product probable caffeine synthase MTL2. Gene Ontology annotation, biological process: methylation. Lineage: Eukaryota; Viridiplantae; Streptophyta; Magnoliopsida; Rosales; Cannabaceae. Gene Ontology annotation, molecular function: S-adenosylmethionine-dependent methyltransferase activity. The record is from RefSeq and is a predicted model, not a curated record. The transcript is spliced from 4 exons. Bases 22 to 1173 code for a protein of 383 amino acids.